This is a messenger RNA of Fonsecaea nubica, 1167 nucleotides long. RefSeq lists its product as hypothetical. NCBI's taxonomy places the organism in Eukaryota, Fungi, Ascomycota, Eurotiomycetes, Chaetothyriales, Herpotrichiellaceae. The transcript has a single exon. The record is from RefSeq and is a predicted model, not a curated record. The coding region runs from base 1 to 1167 and encodes 388 amino acids.
AUGUCUACACGGGGAGAUGACCGCUCCUAUAAAGUCGUGUACGCCAGCCGAACCAGAGAUGAAAUCGAUGACCGGGUCCCCACCCGGAAGCCAAGGCGGGAAUAUGACUACAAUGAUGAGUAUCGUGUUGAAAAGUCAUACUCACGAGACUAUCGUGAUGACCGCAUUGAGGUUGAUAGAAGAUCAAGGACCAGUGACAUACGCACUCAAUUGCCCCCACCAGCAGGUGCGACAAGGACAACUUACGAAGUCGGCCGCGAUAGAAACUCCGAAUCAUAUGUCAAACGUUCCAAUGCUGUGAUUAUUGAUCGACCCCAUGAUCAUGGUCGAUACGAGUAUGAGGUUCUGCGACCCCAGCGGAGAGAUGAUGGAACUUACGUCGUCGAUCUUGAUGGCGGACGCUCCCGCGGCUAUCUGGUUGAUGUCGACUCGAGGGGUUAUGACCAAACUCCACGCUCAAGAUAUGCCGAUCCACCAUUGACGACCUCCAAGAAGGUUGAUGAUGUGUUUAUGUAUGAGAACAUUCGAGGUGGAGGUCGUGAUAGAACAGUGAGAGAUGUUCGUUACAAGGAUGUUCAGGUUACGGAAGAAAUCGACGACGACGGUCGCUACAGCCGCCGAGGGCGCACUUCGGACGCUUAUGUCGACGAUAUUGCUCCACCGAAACGACUCAAGAGUGCAAUGCGCGGCGGCAAUAAUUCUCCACCCUCUCUCGCGGGACGACGCAGCGAACACAGUGUAGGAUUUUACAGAGAUCAAAUCAGUCACCACGAUGCUAGUGAAAGCAAGCACGAAAGACCCGGGGCCGAGGCACACCUGGCUGGUCGCUAUCUCGUUGGUAAUGGAGAGUUUGAGGACGGUCUCUAUGCGGCGGGUUACACUCGCCGAAACAGGAGCCGAAGCCGCUCCCGAGUGAGAUACGGUCCUCAGAGGAGUGACCCGAGAGUCCAUGAGCACGAGGAAGAGGAUGAUGAGCGACGGACAUAUACAGAGGAAACAAUGCGACAAUAUGAAUAUGAAGAUGACCAACAGCCCCGGUAUCCUCCUCAGAGGAGCCACUCUCGAGGCCGACACCACCAUCGUCACCACCGUGAUGAUGACCGCUCGAGCUACUCGGACUACGACACUGAAGUGAUCAAACGAACCACAAAGGAAUAUUACCGAUAG